UUCAAUGUAAACGUCAUUUGUUGACAAGACCCCCACACAACAGCAUGAAAAUCUUUAUUUUCCUGUUGGCGGUGACAGUUGUCUAUGGACAGCAUUCUCACAGCUGCGUUCAUAGUAACCAUGACAUGCAUACUGCCGAUCACGUGAUCGACUGGGUUAUCCGUGAAAUGGACCACAAUCAGGACGGAAACGUCAGCGACUCUGAGAUUAUCGCAGAAUUUAUCAUCAGCUUCGAUACCCAUCCCCAUGACCUAAAAAUCGACCAUGAUGAGUUCGUACAUCGCUGGCAGAACCACUAUCGUGACGUCAGACACUUCGCCGAGUACCUGUGGCUCCACAUGGAUACCAACCACGACCACGUCUUGGACAGCGGCGACCUGACUGCGAUCAUUAGGGACAUGGACGGUGAUCUGGAUGGAACUGUAACAACCCAUGAAUUCAAAUUAUGGAUGGAAGAUCUAUACAAGAACUGCAAGACGGUGCAGCGCCCAUGAAUGCAGAAAUAAAAACUGAACUACAAUGAACUCAGUCUUCGAGAAGCUAACAAGACAGAGUUCCUUAAUAAAAAAUGUUUUUCUUUGUC
Gigantopelta aegis is the source of this 583-nucleotide messenger RNA. RefSeq lists its product as uncharacterized. Gene Ontology annotation, molecular function: calcium ion binding. Lineage: Eukaryota; Metazoa; Mollusca; Gastropoda; Neomphalida; Peltospiridae. The transcript has 6 exons. The record is from RefSeq and is a predicted model, not a curated record. The coding region runs from base 45 to 494 and encodes 149 amino acids.